Gossypium raimondii (Peruvian cotton) is the source of this 1660-nucleotide messenger RNA. RefSeq lists its product as uncharacterized. Gene Ontology annotation, cellular component: SMN complex. Lineage: Eukaryota; Viridiplantae; Streptophyta; Magnoliopsida; Malvales; Malvaceae. The transcript has 7 exons. The record is from RefSeq and is a predicted model, not a curated record. Gene Ontology annotation, molecular function: RNA binding; protein binding. Bases 399 to 1448 code for a protein of 349 amino acids. Gene Ontology annotation, biological process: spliceosomal snRNP assembly.
CCCAAACUUUGUUUUUCAUUGCUCUGUGCUUGACUCUAGAUUUCUAUAAUCACAACUGAAUUUUCUUAUUUAUUUUUCCUUUAAAUUUUUCGCAUAAUCAAGUCAUCAUCUUGCUCAGAGUUCAGGGUUAGGAGGUGUGGACUAACGCGAUCAAAUCCCCCAAUCCCACUAAUUUUAGCGUCUUUCCCACCUGUAUUAAACUACCGCCAUUUCCAUCUUUUUCACUACUGAUCUCCUUUUCUCUCUGUAUAUUCUGAUUCAGUAUAGUACCCAAGAAAAAAAAAACAAGUUCAAGUUUUGUUUUCUAAUCUUUGGGUUUGUGUAGAUUUGUUAGAGAUUUAAGGAAUUUUCUUUCUUUCUUCUUAUUUGUAUUUUGAUUUGUGAGUAAAGAAAAGAAAAUGGAUAAGAAAAAGAUUGCUGUCCCACUUGUAUGCCAUGGCCAUUCACGUCCCGUUGUGGAUCUCUUUUACAGUCCCGUUACCCCUGAUGGUUUUUUCCUCAUCAGUGCCAGCAAAGAUUCCAGUCCUAUGCUGAGGAAUGGUGAGACUGGAGAUUGGAUAGGAACCUUUGAAGGACACAAAGGUGCAGUUUGGAGUGUUUGCUUGGAUACAAAUGCCUUACGAGCUGCUUCCGCUUCUGCUGACUUUUCUGCGAAAGUGUGGGAUGCACUAACAGGUGAUGUCUUGCACUCAUUUGAACACAAGCAUAUAGUUCGAGCUUGUGCUUUUUCAGAGGAUACACACCUUCUAUUGACUGGGGGAGUAGAGAAAGUCCUCCGUAUUUAUGACUUGAAUCGCCCAGAUGCUCCUCCAAGAGAAGUGGACAAAUCUCCCGGUUCAGUCAGAACAGUUACAUGGAUGCAUAGUGAUCAGACAAUAUUAAGUUCUUGCACUGAUAUGGGAGGUGUCAGAUUAUGGGAUGUAAGGAGUGGUAAAAUAGUUCAAACACUAGAGACCAAGUCAUCUGUGACCAGUGCGGAAGUGAGUCAAGAUGGUCGAUAUAUCACAACUGCUGAUGGAUCUACCGUUAAGUUCUGGGAUGCCAACCACUAUGGGUUGGUAAAGAGCUACAACAUGCCAUGCACAGUUGAAUCAGCUUCAUUGGAACCGAAGUAUGGAAAUAAAUUCGUUGCCGGAGGAGAGGAUAUGUGGGUUCGUGUUUUUGAUUUCCACACUGGAGAUGAGAUAGCAUGUAACAAGGGUCACCAUGGUCCUGUGCAUUGCGUGCGGUUCUCACCUGGAGGAGAAUCGUAUGCCUCGGGUUCUGAGGAUGGAACGAUUAGAAUAUGGCUGACAGGCCCUUUGACUCAUGAUGGCACAGAACCAUUUGCAGCAAAUGGGUCGGUUGGAAAGGUGAAGGUAACUGCAGAAGACGUUUCACGCAAGAUCGAGGGCUUUCAGAUUGCAGAAGAGGGCAAGACCAAAGAGAAAGAAACAGGAAAGGAGUAACAAUGGUGAUGAUUUCUAGCUUUAUCUUCAGGGUCAAUGCUUAUUACCGCAUUUAUCCAAGAUCUUCAAGACAGCUUUUUUUUAAUCAGAGAUAGAAGUAGACCGAACUGUAUUUUGUAUAAUUUCUAGUCUUCUUGCUUUGAGCAUACGUAGACCAAGUCCAAUGGUUUUAUAAUAGAUUUAAUAAAUGACAUCUAUAAUUUUAUGUUGCA